Molecule: messenger RNA, 1138 nt
Organism: Talpa occidentalis (Iberian mole)
Lineage: Eukaryota; Metazoa; Chordata; Mammalia; Eulipotyphla; Talpidae
Gene: TMEM128
Product: transmembrane protein 128
Exons: 5
Coding region: 40-501 (153 amino acids)
Source: RefSeq, a predicted model, not a curated record
UGCUCGGUCCCUCCGCAGGGAGCUGGUCGGGGCGCCUGGAUGUGUCCGCGCGUGCCAGCCGCGCCGACUUCACGUGCAGUGUGGCCGCUCGCACAAGGAGAAAUCUCUUCAGCUGCUGAGAAAAAGGAGAAGCCUCUUCCAAGACUUAAUAUCCAUUCUGGAUUCUGGAUUCUGGCAUCCAUUGUUGUGACCUAUUAUGUUGAUUUCUUUAAGACCAUUAAGGAAAAUUUUCACACCAGUAGCUGGUUUCUCUUUGGCGGUGCCUUGUUGCUGGUCAGCGUGUCGAUUGCCUUUUACUGCAUCCUCUACCUGGAGUGGUACCGCGGAGUCGCAGACUAUGACGUCAAGUAUCCAACCUUGAUACCCAUCACAACUGCCACUUUCAUUGUAGCAGGAAUUUGCUUCAACGUGGCGCUCUGGCACGUGUGGUCGUUUUUCACUCCACUGCUGCUGUUCACCCAGUUCAUGGGGGUUGUGAUGUUGAUCUCACUUCUUGGGUGAUUUCUGAAGGUUAAGGCCCAUCGGUUAAAGCGAGUGAUUAAGCGACAGCCAGCCGGAAGCAUGAACACAUGAUAUGAAGGGAAAAAGCUACAGUGUGUUUUUGCAUCUGUGAGUGGUUCCUUGGAAAAAUUGUAACUUUAUACAUCUGUGGUUGAAAUCAGAAUAAAUUAAUUUGCAUCUUCUUAAGUGCAAAUGAUUAUUGAAGUUUUCAGAUUCAAGGUAGAAAUAAUUCUGUUAAAAAUUGAAGUAACUGAUUUGCAUUGUUAGUGUUUGACUCAUUAGAGAAAGUAUCGGUGUAAAAAUGUAAAUAUAAACAAAUUCUUACUAGGUUUAACAUACUCCAAAUAUCGGGGCUAUAUUGAUGCAUUUGAGGGGUGCUAGUCCCUUGUAUAAGAUGACUCGGUGUGUGUACAGAGCAGUGGGAGCGCCCUGUGCCUUUCAGCCAACCUUAGCAACGACUGUCACCUCAUUGCUACGGUCUUCCCCUUAGGUACGAGGACCAAGCGAAAGCAUUGUAUGUCUUCCCAUCACUUUAGAUUUUGUCUAAAGUGUUGGGUUUUUAGCAUUUGAAUAACAUAUGAACUUCUAAUCAUUCAAACUAUAACUUUUCCCUUGACAUUUAAAUAAAAUAUUUUUA